AUGUCCUCCUCGGUCUUUCGCUCUACUCUUUGCAGACGGAUACUUCAGGGAAACUUAGUUAGGAUUUUUCCGGUGGUGCCACUAACUUCCAAAACUAGUGAAAAACUUUAUCCACCAACGUUAAAUGAAGUAGAAAAAGAGUACCCCACACAUAUUGUAAAUAUUGUGGACCAAAUUGCCGCUUUGACACUGUUGGAGGUUGCAGAUUUGAACGAAUUGUUAGCCAAACGACUUAAUAUAAAGGCACCAUCUCAUAGCAUGGCUUUCAUGCCGCCUCAACCAACUGCGCAAGCCAGUAAUGAGGACUCAGAUCAGGCCGACCAAGCCUCUAGAAAAACCUCCUACACUCUGAAUUUAGUUAAAUUUGAUGCAAAAAAGAAAGUGGACCUGAUCAAGGAGAUAAGGAACGUCGUCCCGGAUCUAAAUCUUGUUCAGGCAAAGAAACUUGUUGAGGCUGCUCCGUGCGUGUUGAAGAAGGACCUCAGCAAAGACGAGGCGGAGAGCACAAAGAAGCUUCUCGAGGCUUGUGGAGCCAGUAUCGAACUCGACUGA
Molecule: messenger RNA, 552 nt
Organism: Mesocestoides corti
Lineage: Eukaryota; Metazoa; Platyhelminthes; Cestoda; Cyclophyllidea; Mesocestoididae
Source: the annotation of a GenBank genome assembly